GGAGUUGUGCCACUAAUACAGAGCCCAACACCUUUGUUAGAUCCGGGAAUCAUUAUCCAGAGAUAUUGACGACCGGAGAUGCUAUUGAGUGGUACACAAAUUAUUGUCUCGUCCAUCCACGGAUAUGGCAGGCGAGCCUCGGAGACAAGUCGGUAAUGAGCAUGUGCCAGAUUGCACCCGUAGUUGUACGGAGUACUCUAGAGAAAGAAACACCUCACCCUACAAGGAAAUCGGUCCUGUCACCGGUGUAGAUGGUAAUAAUAAUAAUUAUACCGCGUUUAAUAUGACUGGGUCAGAGUUUUCAUGGUGGACUGUGGACUGUGGACUGUGGACUGGUGUCUGGCGGUGGACCGAUAUUCAGGGGAUGGGGAAUAUUAUUGCCUGGAGAGUCUGGGGUCUGGGGAUGUGCUGUGUAGUACAUAAGUUUAUUGUCUCCUUUCUCGUACUUGUGCAGAACAGAGUAGUAAGCAUCUGUAUUCGCGUUAUCGCUCUCCGAAUACGACUCCGGACUUAUAUACUGUGUACAAGAUAUAACAACCAGAUUAUCAUGACGCAGUGCUUGUUCUGACCACAUCUAUCUUGGCACUUGGCAUUAGCAGCACAGGCACAGCACAGGCACAGCCAAGACAUCCUUCACCAAUCCUUCUCAAGGCUUGUAAAAAUCUUGUAAAAUCUUGGUUGUGCUUG
Aspergillus ruber CBS 135680 is the source of this 687-nucleotide messenger RNA. RefSeq lists its product as uncharacterized. Lineage: Eukaryota; Fungi; Ascomycota; Eurotiomycetes; Eurotiales; Aspergillaceae. Bases 125 to 568 code for a protein of 147 amino acids. The record is from RefSeq and is a predicted model, not a curated record. The transcript has a single exon.